CCGGCGGCGGCCGGCACCAUCCGUUCUUCGAUGCAAUAAUAAUAUUCUGUGCUUUCUGCGACUGAGUUGGCUCGCUGCUCGUUGUGCUUUGUUCUGGUCAAAUAAUUAUUUAAAAUUUUUAAAAUUGUCAGUAGUGCUGAGUAUUAAAUUUAAAAUUACAGAUGAUAAAUCGAUUCAUAAAUCGAAAAACGCAAUAAGUUCGCUGUAAGCUGAAGUGAAAAUGUGCGGCUGCGUGAGAGUUCUCCGCAUUGGCAAGCCGCUCCCUAAGUCAUGGCAACGGAGACUCUUCAGCUCAUCCUCAACACCGCCACCUGUCCAAGGAGUUCCAUAUACAAAACUCAGUGUUGGAGUUCCGAAAGAAAUAUGGCAAGAUGAAAGAAGGGUUGCCAUAGUACCAGCGGUAGUUAGUAAAUUAGUUAAAAAAGGAUUUAGUGUUAAUGUAGAAGAAAACGCUGGGAUAUUAGCAAAUUUUCCAAAUAAGAGUUUCGAGGAAGCUGGCGCCAAAAUCACCAGCUUAAAGGAUACUUAUCAAUCAAACAUCGUUUUAAAGGUUCGUCCAUUAGCAGAUAAUGAAGUUCAAAAUGUUGCCGAUAAAUCCACUAUUAUAUCAUUUUUAUAUCCCGCACAAAAUCAAAGCCUCAUACAAAAACUGGCAACUAAAAAAGUUAACGCAUUUGCAAUGGACUGCAUUCCUCGUAUAAGCCGCGCUCAGGUGUUCGACGCGCUCAGCUCGAUGGCUAACGUAGCGGGCUAUCGCGCUGUCAUCGAAGCGGCCGCACAUUUUCCGCGUUUUUUUUCCGGUCAGAUGACCGCCGCGGGCCGCGUGCCCCCGUGCCGCGUGCUGGUGGUGGGCGGCGGCGUGGCGGGGCUGGCGGCGGCCGCGCAGGCGCGCUGCAUGGGCGCCGCCGUGCGCGCCUUCGACACGCGCCCCGCUGUGCGUGAGCAGAUCGAGAGUCUUGGCGCACACUUCAUCACUAUGGAUGUGAAGGAAGAAGGAUCUGGUGCGGGCGGGUAUGCCAAGGAGAUGAGCGAGGAGUUCCUCAACGCUGAACGAGCGUUAUUGGGGAAAGAAGCCAGAACAUCAGACGUAGUCAUCAGCACAGCUCUUAUACCUGGAAAACCUGCACCACUGCUUAUUUUAGAGGACGCAGUUCGUGACAUGGCCCCAGGCAGUGUGAUAGUAGACCUGGCGGCAGAAAUGGGCGGCAACAUUCAGACGACCACUAAGGGCAAAAUAACAAAGGUGCAUGAUGUUACACACAUUGGUCUUACCGAUUUGCCCAGCAGGAUGCCCGCACAUGCCUCUACUCUUUAUGCCAACAAUAUCUCCGCCUUCCUGCUCAGCUUAGGGAACAACGAGCACUUCAACAUCGACCUCGAGGACGAGGUGACGCGCGGCGCCAUAGUGCUGAGGGAGGGCGCGGCGCUGUGGCCCGCGCCGCCCGCGCCCGCGCCGCCCGCCGCGCCCGCCGCCGCGCGGCCCGCGCCGCCCGCCGUCGAACCGCCCAACCCCUUCAAUGAAACCCUGAAGGACACAUUCUUGUACUCCACGGGCUUGGCUAGUUUAAUUGGACUUGGGAUGGUCUCACCAAAUCCAGCAUUUACUACAAUGACUACAACUUUAGCUCUAUCAGGCGUAGUGGGCUACCACACGGUUUGGGGAGUGGUACCAGCCCUCCAUUCGCCCCUUAUGUCAGUAACCAAUGCUGUAUCUGGUAUUACUGCUGUUGGUGGAUUGCUCCUUAUGGGUGGCGGAUACGUACCUGAGACUCCAGUUCAGUGGUUAGCCAGCACUGCCGCUCUUAUCUCAUUCGUAAACGUAUUUGGAGGAUUCCUCGUGACACAACGUAUGUUGGACAUGUUCAAAAGGCCAGAUGACCCUCCGGAAUAUGGCUACUUAUACGGCAUACCAGCUGCUGCGCUACUUGCAGGAUAUCUUACAACUGCAAUGCAGGGAUACCCUGAAGUACAUCAGAUGGCUUAUCUCGCUUCAUCGUUAUGCUGCGUAGGCGCUUUGGCUGGGCUCAGUUCACAGAAAACAGCACGGAAAGGAAACUACCUUGGAAUGAUUGGAGUUUCUGGUGGUAUUGCGGCAACUCUGGGAAUUCUAACGCCAAGCGCUGAAGUGUUAGCGCAAAUGAUUGGCGUGGCAGGUAUUGGAGGACUUAUUGGGGGCACCAUCGCCAAGAAGAUUGAGAUCACGGACUUACCACAACUUGUAGCUGGUUUUCACAGUUUGGUAGGCAUGGCGGCGGUGCUGACCUGCAUAGCCACGUACAUGCACGACUUCCCCGCAAUGGCCCUCGAUCCCACUGCUGCUACUCUUAAAACGUCGCUCUUCCUUGGCACGUACAUUGGCGGAAUUACAUUCACCGGAUCAUUGGUUGCUUACGGUAAACUACAAGGAGUACUAUCUUCGGCACCAUUGCUUCUGCCUGGUAGGCAUGCUAUCAACGCAGGUCUUUUGGCCGGUUCACUAGGCUGUGGAGGAGCUCUCCUAGCAUUCCCUGAAGUUCCGGGAUUGCCACUUUUGUCGGCUGCUGCUUUGCUUAGUGGCAUACAAGGCUUGACUUUAACCUCUGCUAUUGGAGGUGCGGAUAUGCCUGUCGUGAUAACUGUUCUUAACAGUUACUCAGGCUGGGCGCUGUGUGCGGAAGGGUUUAUGUUGAACAAUUCUCUGAUGACUAUCGUGGGCGCACUCAUCGGUAGCUCAGGAGCUAUCCUCUCUUACAUCAUGUGCAAGGCGAUGAACCGCUCCCUGCCCAACGUGAUCCUGGGCGGCUACGGCGUGACGAGCGGCGGGACGGCGCGCCCGGCCGGCGCCACACACACCGAGAUGAACGUCGACUCCGUCGCCGACCUCAUACACCGCUCCUCCUCUAUCAUUAUUACUCCAGGUUAUGGUUUGUGUGUAGCGAAAGCACAAUACCCUAUUGCUGAGCUGGUAGAUAUCCUCAAAGGUAUAGGGAAAAAAGUGCGUUUUGCUAUUCAUCCUGUUGCUGGACGUAUGCCCGGUCAAUUGAACGUCCUGCUCGCUGAAGCUGGAGUGCCUUACGAUGAUGUCUUUGAAAUGGAAGAAAUUAAUGAGGAAUUCCCUGAAACUGACUUAGUUUUGGUUAUUGGUGCCAACGACACCGUGAACAGCGCGGCUGAAGACGAUCCGGAGUCGCCCAUUGCAGGCAUGCCUGUACUUAAAGUUUGGAAGGCUGACCAGGUGGUAGUAAUGAAGAGAUCGAUGGGCGUCGGUUACGCUGCUGUGGACAACCCUAUCUUCUACAACCCCAACACCGCCAUGUUGCUUGGUGAUGCUAAGAAGACUUGCGACGCCCUACUCGAUAAAAUCAAACAUCUCACCGCAUAAAUAUAAAGUAUAAGAGCGUAUUUUAAGGAUUUUACACCUUUGAUAACAAUUAAGGCUUAAAUAAUCUGACUAGACUAUUUAUACACCAGCUAGACUUUAUUAUCUCAACGAGUAUUCUAUAAACUAAAUACAUCUUGAUAGAAUACAAAUAAAAUCUAUAUUUCUAAAUGUUAUAAGCUUAAGAGUCAUGGUAAACCAACCAACGCGCUCGUCCAGGGCGCUCUGUAAUCUAAAGGCGAUUUUGUUAAGAUAGAUGAUAUGGCAAUCGACGAUCAGCUGCAAUGGUAGCGAUGUUGUUUGUACGUGGCGUACUAUUUAUAUGAACAAACUCACUUUCGCAUUUAUAAUAUUAGUUAAGGUAGACGUGUUACAGUUGUAUUAGUCAAAAAUCUACCCAUCCACCAUCAAAGGAGAUCACGGGUAUAAUAAUUACAAUAACGAUGGACAACAAGAAUGACUUACUGGUUAGUUGAAAAAAAAACAUUAAUUUUUUAUUAAACUAACAAAUAUCAGUCAGUAUUGUAAGAUAUCGUUUAUUAUUAUCAUUGGCAUGCUUAAGUAUAUAGUAACAGUUUGUUAAUGUCCCACUGCUGGGCUAAGGCCUCCUCUCCUUUUUGAGGAGAAGGUUUGGAGCUUAUUAGAGCCUUCUUAGAGUCGAGAUAGCCUAGUGGUUAGAACGCGUGAAUCUUAACCGAUGAUCGUGGGUUCAAACCCGGACAAGCACCACUGAAUUUUCAUGUGAUUAAUUUGUGUUUAUAAUUCAUCUCCUGCUUGACGGCGAAGGAAAACAUCGUGAGGAAACCUGCAUGUGUCUAAUUUCAUUGAAAUUCUGCCACAUGUGUAUUCUACCAACCCGCAUUGGAGCAGCGUGGUGGAAUAACCUCCAAAUCUUCACCUUCUUAAAUAUAACAUACUUAAAAUUAGUCAAUGAAGUUAGGAAGUUUAGGGACAAAUAAACUUUUGGCUAAUUCGGAAUUUUGAAAAAUAAUAAAUUACUGCUAACGCAUAAAGCAGAAUAUGGACGAGUGACCUGGAUGUUUGCUAUAUCAUGGCCCUCUUAGUAGAAUUAUUAUAUUCAGGCAUUGUGUAUAGGCGUAUUCGAUCUCUCGAGAUUGGAAAUGAAUAAUAAAAUACGUACACGGUACACUAAACAAAUUAUAAUCAUAACAGUCAUUUAUUACAAAAAUGACUAGAUUUUUUUAUAUUACAACACAGAACAGUGGGUGAGCAGGACGGGUGUUGCUUUAUUUUAUCAUAGCUCGCUCCUCUCGCAACCGAUAUCUGAGCCAGAAUUGCGUUCCGCAACACGACAAACGCGACGUAUUGCCUAUAACGUUCAUAUUUCCCUUAUAAUGGCAACUCUUAAUGAUAUGAUUAACUAAAUAAAUUAAAAAGUUUAUGCAUAUUUACAAUCAGCGCGUUAAGAAAUGAAUUAUCUUAUAUAGCAAUGUGAUACAAAGUGCCUUUACUGUUUGUAUUUACUUCGACGACAUUACUAGUCUUAUUGUACAUCACGACGUUAAAUUUAGUUGAUUUUAAUUAUAUAUUUUACUAUUUGGGAGAAAUUUUUUACAUGAGAAAAACUAUAUACGUAAUUUCAUAUACCAUUUCAAUUUCUAUAAACGCUUAUUCAAUUGUUAUAUCCCAUCGUUUUAAAUCUAGUCUUCUUUAUGAAAACUGCAAUUCAGUUUGUAGAUGUAUCUAAAACGUGCCCAUUAUAUGCGAAGCCCCGGAUUUAUGCCUGGGUCUACAAAGCACCGGGGCCCCACCAGCCGAGGGGCCUAAAAAUGCGGGUUUUUGUAUUAUCAAGUAGCUAAUCAUUUGUAAAAGUAUAAAAACUAUAUUUUUAUAUUAUUCGCAAGAAAUAUAUGAAAAUAUUAAACUUAAACUAAACGCACUGCGCUGACUUCUUAGAUCAAGAUUAAAAAGUUAGUGUCAUGAGUUUUAGACCUCUUUAUUUAUAAUAAAUGGUGAAGAAUGCAAAAUAGAAUUAUUGCUGUGGAUUUUUAAAGUUGUAUGACUUAUAAUGUAUGGGAAUUGUGGUAUUCUGUGUAAUAUCUCCACAUUCCAUCUCAAUAUAAAAUAAAUAUAAUUAUUACUAUGUUAGCAACUACAUUAAAUAUCAAUAUUUUUAUUGAAUGUCUAUGACAAUUGAAAACAUACAACUUACAAAGAGAUUUUUUUAAUGAGAUUUGCAAAAUGAUAUCUAAUGUUGAAAUAAUCAUGUGUAUAAUCAUGUUGUAAAAAUGAAA
Molecule: messenger RNA, 5613 nt
Organism: Nymphalis io (European peacock)
Lineage: Eukaryota; Metazoa; Arthropoda; Insecta; Lepidoptera; Nymphalidae
Product: NAD(P) transhydrogenase, mitochondrial-like
Exons: 23
Coding region: 221-3361 (1046 amino acids)
Biological process (GO): proton transmembrane transport; NADPH regeneration
Cellular component (GO): mitochondrial inner membrane
Molecular function (GO): NADP binding; NAD binding
Source: RefSeq, a predicted model, not a curated record